CCUGGUUUCCACUCCUUCGGCCUGGAUUACCGUAGCCAUUAAUAGCCUCCUCGGCCACCUCCCUUCCCAAGGCCAACAACGUGGUCUGUCACCCACUGGAGGUCGAGUGACGAAGAGUCUCGAAACGGAGAUCGAUAUGCCGUCUCCGAGGUUCUUCUUCGUCGACGAGGGACGGCGCCAGCACUUCCUGGGCGCCUGCUUUCUUUGUAAGAAGCCCAUCGCCGAGAACGAGGACGUCUUCAUGUACAGAGGGGACACGCCCUUUUGCAGCACGGAGUGCCGGUGGGAGCAGAUGGACAUGGAUGAAGCUCUUCAGAACGAAGCGAGGACGCAGUCACCGCCUCCCGUGAAGCGCAAGCCGAGCUUGAUCGUUCGCUCCGAGUGUGAUGAGAACCAGUUCGUGUCCGAUGCUACUGCAGUUGUUGCUGGCUAAGAACCAGCAGUGAUCUGUGGGCGAGAAAGCCUGUUGUGGCUCCAUGAGAUCCUCCUCGGAUUCAAGUCCAAGUUCAUGUACCUAAGUUGGAACAAAGCUUCCAGGAGAACAACAAAAAUCCAAGCAAAAGAAACCGAGGAUAACAAGAAGAGAAUGAGUGAGCUGAGUGAAAGAAGACUAGAGGAGAUGUGUUUUGUAUGGUUAUUAUUUUCUUUUUUUUCUGUCUUUCGGGCUUGAUGUACAAAAGAAGAGAGAUCAAUGUUUCAAUAUCUUUUGUGUGGA
Musa acuminata AAA Group (dessert banana) is the source of this 715-nucleotide messenger RNA. Its product is annotated as FCS-Like Zinc finger 1. The record is from RefSeq and is a predicted model, not a curated record. The transcript is spliced from 2 exons. Lineage: Eukaryota; Viridiplantae; Streptophyta; Magnoliopsida; Zingiberales; Musaceae. The coding region runs from base 137 to 433 and encodes 98 amino acids.